This is a messenger RNA of Rhagoletis pomonella (apple maggot), 2098 nucleotides long. RefSeq names its product glucose dehydrogenase [FAD, quinone]-like. The record is from RefSeq and is a predicted model, not a curated record. Gene Ontology annotation, molecular function: flavin adenine dinucleotide binding; oxidoreductase activity, acting on CH-OH group of donors. Lineage: Eukaryota; Metazoa; Arthropoda; Insecta; Diptera; Tephritidae. Bases 1 to 1863 code for a protein of 620 amino acids. The transcript has a single exon.
AUGCUUUUCCUACUGCAGCCACGGCUCCUCUUGUUUAUGCCGCUAUGCAUUUUUAGUGCACUCACUUGGGCGCAGGAGCGCAACGUUAUCCUCGAGACAUUCGACUUUCUGCGCCGCGGCCAAAUUGACGCCGAUCUGGAAAACUAUGACAACAGUCUGCGAAUGGAAAGUGAAUAUGACUUCAUUGUCGUGGGCGCAGGUACGGCAGGAUGCACGAUCGCAGCGCGUCUCUCGGAAAAUCCCAAAUGGAAAGUGCUUCUACUCGAAGCCGGCGGCCCAGAGAGUCUCAUAAUGGAUGUGCCGAUUGUCGCACAUUUUCUGCAGCUGGGCGAAAUGAAUUGGAAAUAUCGCACACAGCCCUCGGAUCACGCUUGUUUGGCCAUGAACAACAACCGCUGUAAUUGGCCGCGAGGUAAGGUCAUGGGCGGUUCAUCGGUGCUCAAUUAUAUGAUGUAUACUCGUGGUAAUCGACGAGACUACGACCGUUGGGCAGAGUUGGGCAAUAUAGGGUGGAGCUGGCGUGAUGUGUUGCCCUAUUUUAAGAAGUAUGAAGGCUCGAGUGUGCCUGAUGCUGAUGAGGAUUUGGUGGGGCGUGAUGGACCUGUGAAGAUUUCGUAUGUCAACUGGCAUUCGAAGAUAGCCGAAGCCUUCUUGGAAGCAGCUCAGCAGGACGGUUUGGAGCGGCGCGACUACAAUGGACACAUACAAAACGGCGUCAGCUUCUUGCACACCACCACACGUAAUGCAACGCGUUGGAGCUCAAAUCGCGCCUAUCUGUAUCCGCUUAAGGGCAAACGUCGCAACUUGCACGUGAAGAAAUUCGCUUUGGUCACAAAAGUACUCAUCGAUCCGACAACGCGUGCCGCUUAUGGCAUAAUUGUGCGCACCGACGGGCACGAACACAAAAUUCUGGCGCGUCGUGAGGUGAUUGUCAGCGCUGGUGCCAUUAACACGCCACAACUACUCAUGCUUUCCGGUGUUGGUCCAGCCCAACAUUUGCGCGAAAUGGGCAUUAAAACGAUUGUGGACUUGGCGGUUGGCUUCAAUCUGCAGGAUCACACAGCGCCUGCCGUCACCUUCACAACCAACGCGACAUCGCUGCAUUUCGAGGACUUUGCUGAUCCAACGCUGGUGAAUCAAUUCAAUCGACAAGAAGGUCCCUACGGCUCGCCAGGAGGCUGUGAAGCUAUCGCAUUCUGGGACUUGGAUCAUCCGCAUUUAAAGGAUGGCUGGCCAGAUAUCGAAUUGUUCUUGGUGGGCGGCUCAAUGUCCUCAAACCCAGCUAUCUCACGUGGUUUUGGCCUCAAAAAACUCAUCUACGACUCCAUGUUCGCGGAAAUUGAAGAUAAAGCACUUAACGCUUUUAUGAUCUUCCCCAUGAUACUGCGACCCAAGAGCCGUGGACGCAUCAUGCUAAAGAGCACUGAUCCACAGAAAUAUCCACUCAUCUACUCCAACUACUACGCACAUCCCUAUGACGUGGAUAUUUCCGUACGUGGUGUACUAAAAGCAAUCAGCCUGGCCAAUUACCCAGGCUUCAAGAAAAUCAAUGCUAAGCUGUGGGAUCGCAGAAUACCUACGUGCAAGGGUCGUGAGUUCGGAACUCGCGAAUACUGGGAGUGCCAUGUGCGGCAUUUUACCUUCACAAUCUAUCACUACUCGGGCACGGCGAAAAUGGGGCCGGCAACAGAUCCUGCGGCUGUGGUGGAUCCGAGAUUACGUGUAUAUGGCAUAAGAAAUCUGCGUGUAGCGGAUGCAAGCAUCAUGCCAGAAAUCAUGUCGGGACAUCCGAAUGGACCGGUUUUCAUGAUUGCCGAGAAGGCGGCGGAUAUGAUCAAAGAAGAUAAUGGUUUUAAGCAGUGACAAAGGCGAAAGGAGUAUGAAGUGUAGAAUGUAUUUAAGUGCCAAGAUUUCCAAAUGUGGGCAACUAGGAAUAAUAAGAAUGUGUGGAACAAUUAGUCUAAGGUGAAAAUAUAAUUUAAUUAAUUUAAUUUAAUUGUAAGUAAACAAACUAUGGCCAAGUGAACUAAUAUAAUGAGAAAUAAUUUAAGUGGAAAAUAAUUUAUAAUUUAUAGCUAGUGUAAUGUACAAGACAAGC